Messenger RNA from Crotalus tigris (Tiger rattlesnake), 795 nucleotides. Its product is annotated as secreted Ly-6/uPAR-related protein 1-like. The transcript is spliced from 3 exons. The record is from RefSeq and is a predicted model, not a curated record. Bases 89 to 475 code for a protein of 128 amino acids. Gene Ontology annotation, molecular function: acetylcholine receptor inhibitor activity. NCBI's taxonomy places the organism in Eukaryota, Metazoa, Chordata, Lepidosauria, Squamata, Viperidae.
ACUGAGCAAACCUGUUCUCCUUGGCUGUGUUGUUGAGCUCAGUCCAAGGAAGAAAGCCUGAGGGUGUGCGGCAGUUUUCUGUGCAACAAUGAAAGUAUCUCUGGCUACUGCCUGGCUGAUUUGUGCAGCGGCUGUAGACCUUGGUGUGUCUUUGCAGUGUUACACCUGCAGUGAACCCAUGGAUGUCCGCUACUGCCUGACCGUCACCCACUGCCCAGAGAACACCACUGCUUGCAAGACAACCGUCCACUCGGUGGAUUCAGGUUUCCCCUUUUUUGGAAACAUCACAGUCAGCAAAUCUUGCUCCAAAACCUGUGUGCCCUCUGAGCCGGACACCAUCGGCGACAAUCAUCCCGACUACUGCUGUCACACGGAUUUGUGCAACGUGGGUGCGGGUCAGGCAGCCACGGUGGAGUUCGGUGCCCUGAGCUUCACCGUCAUCCUCGCCGUGUCUCUGCUCUGGCUUCAAGGAUAACCCUCCAGGGAGAGGCUGGGUUGGUUGUGGGGAAGACAACUCUCCCCAGUGCCCAAACAAGGACCUGGUCUCUCCUGCUGGAAGGUGGUUGAGAUGGAGAGCGGGGAGGAGAAGAGUCUCCAGGAGCAGAAGAAUGGAAAAGGAAGAAGAAAGGGACCGUGUCAUUAGUAUCGAGUGUAGUUUUCCUCUGUUCCUACUCAAAUAUUGAAACACACGUACCUUCCUCCUCCUCCCUCUCCUUUCUCCUCCUCUUCCUUGCUCUCCUCCUCCUCACUCUCCUUCUUUCUCCUCCUCCUCCUCUUCCUUGCUCUCCUCCUCCU